AACAGUAGUGUUUUCAAAGUGUAAAAAUGAACGGUACUUCAGAGAAAAGCCUGGAGGGGGAAUACAUCUUCACAAAUGGAAAAUGGACAAUAUUACUGAAGCCGGUCAGAGUAGCUGGUGACAGCUGCCCAGUGAACAGUAGAAAGGAGAUGACAGCAGAUCAAGUCAGCAAGGGAAUGCAAGAUGACCUGCUCUCCUCUGCCAUCCAUCCUGCCACAUCUGUAGAAUCAUCUGUGCAUGUGGAGUCCAGCCAUGUUGUGGACCAGCAUGGCCAAGUACAACCAAAUACUUCAGCCACAAUGGCAGAUUCAGAGCUGGACAGUACUGCAGAUAUACAAGCUACUGAUACAAUAAUUGAAAAUGUCUUAGAUAUAGACACAGUUCAGCCCCCGGAUCAGACUGUUUCAGUGGGAACAACCUCUAGAUUUGGCAUAGAGGUAGAAGAAGAUGAGGCAAACAUUGGGAAUUUGGACCUAACUGAUGCAACUGAUGCACUAAAUGACACUGGGCAGUUCGGAAAUGAUGGUGCCAGUCUUUCAAGCAUUCAAGCAGAAGGUGACACAGUUUCACAGGGUGAAGAUAUGGCAGAGAGAUCACAGCCUACAGCUGUGAAGAUUCACAGUCAUGCUGAUGAUGUAUUGGAAAGCAUAAAGGAUAAGAAUGUGACUGUGCAACCAGUAGUCUUUGAGCUUUCAGUAUUUCAAGAUGUGGUAGUUGAUGACAGCAGAUCUGAUUGCAUCUCUGAAAGUCAAGAUUUGCCAAAAACAAUAUCAACUGGCUUGAUCAUAAAACCUGACCAUCAAGAUAAUUCUGUAGAGGUUGUGGCUCAAAAUGUUGACCAGAAUUCCUUUGAUCUGGUAUCAAUGAACCAAGAAACCAACAUUCUUGAAAAUACACCACCUACAUUCAGAGCUGUCUCGAGCACAAUCGAUUCUAUACAAACUAAAGAUCAGCCACAAGCAAGGCACCUCACCAGUGAGUCAAGUGCCAUAGCCAACAUACCAGACACUAACUUUGAGAUCGACAGGAUACCUGAAACCCAUCAGGAUGUUAUGACAGGGGUUGACAGUGUGGGCCAAGGGGCAACUGUAUGUAACACAGAGCAAGGCAACCUCAUAAAGACUGACCCAGAAAUUUGUGGAAUAUUUGAAGAGACUGUACACAAUAUUAGCCUUGAAAUAAGUGGCAUUGUGCAGGGUGGUGACUGCCAUAUUGGCUCUGAAAUAAGUGACUCUGCAGUGGAUACACCUUGUAAUCUUCACUCUGAAGUAAGUGACAUUAUUGGGAAAAAGAAAGUGGCUUUUUGUUCAAGUUCUGCACAGUAUACACAUGGCAUUGAUUCUGAAAUAAGUGCCAAUGUAGCUAUGACUGCACAUGACACCGACUCUGACUUGACUGUCAACUAUUCUAGCACAAUGAGUGGAAAAGUUGGGGAGACUGUAGACAGUAUGAGCCUAGAAAUAAGUGGCAUUGUGCAGGGCAGUGUCGGCCAUAUCAGCUCCGAAACACAUGACUCCACAAUGGACAGUUGUUGUAGACUUGACCCUGAAAUUAGGGACAUUGUUGGGGAAGUGGAAGUCAAAAGAACAAUUAGCAACACUGGUGAAGAAAUGUAUCAUGAAAUUAAACGAGAAAGAAGCGACAAUAUUGCAGAGAACACCCUUGUUUCUGAUUCUGAAGUAAGUGACAUUGUAGACGAAACCACCAGUCAAAUAAGUUGUACAGAAGUUGGGGCUAAUCAAAACAUUGUUUCUGAAGUAAACAACGUUAUUGGAAAGUCCCACUUGGAAACUGUAUGUAAUACUGAUUCUAAAAUAGGUCAUAUCAUUGGAGAAUCUAGUAUAUGUGGCAGCUAUUCUGAAAUUAGUAGCAAUGUAGCUACGACUGACUAUUGCACUCUCUGUAAAAUAAAAGACAAUGUAGAGCUGGCUUUGCCCAAUACCGACUCUAAAAAAGAGGACAUAACAGGGAGUAUUAAGCUAAAUUCUGAGUCAGAUGAAUGUGACAGCCCAAAAGAGGACUUGACUGUUGACCAUCCUAGUACAAAUAAGGCGACUCCUGUGCCUGAGAGUGACUCGGAAAUUAGUGAAGUAGCUGAGGAGUCUGGUACAGGUGGUGUUGAGUCACAAAUUGACUCCACUCUAGCUACGACUAACCAUUCCCCUGACUGUAAAAAAUGUGUAGGAUUAGCUGUGCCCAACACUGACUCUGAAAUAGAUGACAUAGCAGUGACUAUUAAGCUAAAUUCUGACUUGGAUGUAUGUAACAGCCCACAAUGGGACUUGACUGUUGACCAUCCUAGCACAAAUAAGGUGACUCCUUUGCCUAAGAGUGACUCAGAAAUGAGUGGAAUAGCUGAAGAGACUGUAGAAAACAUCAGCCUUGAAAUAUGUGGCAUUGUGCAAGACAAUGUCUGCCAUAUUGACUUUGAAAUACAUGAUUCCACAAUAGACAGUGCUUGUAAAUUUGACCCUGAAAUUGGGGGCAUUGUUGGGGAAGUGGAAGUCAAAACAACAAUUAGCAACACUGCUGAAGAGAUUUCUCAUGAAACUGAACCAGAAAGAAGCAACACUAUAGCAAAGAAAACAGAUGAUGCUGAUUAUGAAGCUAGGAACAUUGUAGAAGAGACCACCAGUCAAAUGAAUUGUGAAGAAGUUGAGAAUAGCCAAAACAUUGAUUCUGGGGUAGACAACGUUAUUGAGGAGUCCCACUUGGAAACUGUCAGUAAUACUGGUUCUAAAAUAGGAUAUAUCUUUGAAAAGUCUAGUACAGGUGGUGUUGAGUCAGAAGUUGGUGCCACUAUAGGUCCAACUGACCAUUCCUCUGACAGUGAAAUAAAAGACAGUAUAGGAUUAACUGUGCCCAACACUGACUCUAAAAUAGAUGACAUAGCAGUGAGUAUUAAGCUAAAUUCUGACUCCGAUGUAUGUGACAGCCCAAAAGAAGACUUGACUGUUGACCAUCCAAGCAUAAAUAAAGUGACUCAUGUGCCUGAGAGUGACUCAGAAAUUAGUGAAAUAGUUGAGGAUACUGUAGAUAACAUCAACCUUAAAAUAUGUGGCAUUGUGCAAGACAGUGUCUGCCAUAUUGACUCUGAGAUGCAUGAUUCAGAGCUUGCGGACAGCGAUUGUAAAAUUGACGCUGAAAUUGGGAACAUUGUUAGGGAAGUGGAAUUCGAAACAACAGUGAGCAACACUGCUGAACAAAUGUCUCAUGAAAUUGAACCAGAAAGAGUCCUUGAUACGGGGUCUGAAGUAAGGGACAUUGUAGAAGAAAUCACCAGUCAAAUCAGUCAAGAAGCAGUUGAGACUAUCCAAAACAUUGAUUUUGGAGAAGGCAACAUUAUUAUGGAGUCCCACCUGGAAACGCUAUGUAAUACUUGCUCUGAAAUAGUGUAUAUUGUUGGGGAAUCUAGUAUGGGUGCCAUUGAUUCUGAAAUUAGUAGCAAUGUAGCAACGACUGACAAUUGCACUGACUGUGAAAUAGACAAAGACACCAUACGAGUGACAGAUUCUGAAGUAAGGAACAUUGCAGAAGAGACCUCCAGCCAAAUCAAUUGUACAGAAGUUGAGGCAAAUCAAAACAUUGAUUCUAAAUUAAGCAACAUUAUUGAAGAGUCACACUCGAAAACUGAUUCUGCAAUAGGUGCCAUUGUUGCUACGACUGACCAGUAUACUGACUUAGAAAUAAAAGACCAUGUAGAACUGUCUGUGUCCAACAAAGACUAUGAAAUAGAUGACAAAACAGUGAAUAUUAAGGUAAUUUCGAACAUACGUAAUAGCCAAAGUCAGGACAUGACUAUAGAUUCUAGCUAUAGUUCUAGCACAAACACAGUAAACCCUGUGAAUGAAAUUCCAGUAAUAGUGAUGCCUCAACAGAAACCCGCACUUGAAAUGAACAAACCAGUCACGGUCUGUGACUCCCCAGUCCUCAAAAAUCCAUCUCCCCAGCCCAGUUUAGUCGAGUCCAAUGACAAUAACGUGGAGGGGGAUGGCAACAAUGUGACCAUCUUGGAUCCAGCAAUUCUAAAUUCUAAUGCCAUGCCAGCAGACAGCCUGACUGACUCAACUUUUAAUUUUCUGGCGAACGUCUUGACUCCACCACAGAAUCUUGCUGAAGAAUCUGAUCUAGACAUGCUGUCAUCAACGUUUUGUAGACAAGAAUAUCCUGUGCCACACUUGAUACCGAUGCUCCAGCUGGAAUCAAAGACUUUUCACAGCAAUGAUCCAACAGUUGAUAACCUGACUGAAAAUAGCCCUGACACACAUCUCCAAAUCCCCAGCUUCCCGCACACAUCAAUUGAAAGCCCUCAGAUUAGUGAGGAAGCUGAGACAGACCUGCCACCACAAGAUCUUGGUCACCCACCUGCUGCUGUCCAGGAUUCAGAGGCGGGCUACAAAUGGGUCAAGGGGGAUGUUUCUGGUUCAGAAGUCACAGACGACGCAAGGUACAGCAAUCAGUUGUGGACAGAGGCAGAUGCUGGCCCGUUUCUGGCAUUUGAAGAGGACAAGGGGUCUAUUUUUGAUGAAUGGGGACACACUCCAGACCCCAGCCCACCUAGAGCCUCUCCAGACAACACAAAUCCUUUGGCUUACUCUCAGGGUAGAGAGGCUGUGAUUGGUCAGUUGGUUGGUGACUGGGAACUGCCACCUAUUGAGAGGUGGUCCUCCUCAGACAGCUGGGCUAGCGCUCUCUCAGACUGGUUCCAGUCUGUUAGUGCCUUUACAGAAGAUUCUCCACUUGUUGUAACUACAACGAGUUGCAGCAGUCCUGUCGACUCACUGUGCCUACCUUAUUUGGCGAGCCAGGAUACCACAGAGGAGCAGAAGAGUAGACCAAAUAUCUCCUCUACUUCUGGGCAAAUAUGUCCACCUUCAUGUUCUAUGGAAGCAGGGGAAGACUCCCAGAGCCGAAGAGUGCCAAAGGAUGAUAACUCUAAUGGACUAGUGCAACAGCUGGCAGACAAGGACUUGCAUCUCCACACUCAUAUACAGCUAUAUACUGCCGGUAGUAAGGAUUUAACAGAUUUAACAGUUUUAGCAGAUUCUGUGGUCCCUCAGCAAGAAAAGAACAUGGAGGUAGAGACUGUUAAGCCUUAUGGGGCCUACAUGCCAAAACACAUGGGAUCACAUGUACAAGAAGAGAAAGUCGUAUCUGUGUUGCCUAUGAAAGAUUACUCGAAAGGAAAAGCUGCAAACCAGCAGACCUCUAGGACUAAGGAGAGUGACGCAGUCUGGGGCGUGGCAGAAGACAGGACGUCCCAGCUUUCUCCAGACUUCGAGGAGGAAAGCGUGAGGAACCAUGGAACCCUGAAGGUCUCGGAUUACCCCAACGACAAAAAGCCUACAGCUGAAUCUGUGUGUGGCCCCUGUUUUGAAACAUACCCUCCUCCUCCUUCUCCUUCUCCUCAACUGGGUGGACAUGUGCGUUCUGAGUUGGAACACCUGACGCAUGCUGGUGGGGUGUCACAUUGUGCACAUUCUCGCUCCUGCACCGAGGGGAAUUGGUCACAUGUGAGUUUAUAUACAAAGGAUUCGGAAGUGAGCCAGGGAGAGGGUAGGUCUGGAGAUCCGAUGAGAUUUAUUAUGCCGUUUGCACCAAUCAGUACUGGAACAUCAUUCUACCAUCCUAGUGCCAUCGUUUCUUCAAAACCAUCUCUUAUAGGGCUUACUAAUGAGCUUAGAGUAGAUCCCACAGGUUUUUUACUAGACACAAAGCCGGCAAGCGGUGAGGAAUCCUCAGACGACCAGUUUCACACAUGCUCUGAUAAAAGCCGUGAGCAGACUUCGGCUUCCUCUUGUGUAGACUCAGAGGACUCACAGGAAACUUCUCAUAAAUCUGAUCUACAAAAGGCCAGAGACCUCGGCCAGGAACUUUCCAAACUGAUCUUGCUCUCAGGCCAGCGGUUUAUGGUCUCUGAGAAGAAGCGUGUCGCCUAUGUCACUCUAGACUUGGAUGACCCUCUGAACUUUAAUAAGGACACAAGUCUGAGAUGUGAUCAAGGAGUUCCUUCCUCUGUGAAACAAGCUAACUGUGAGAAAGAACACAACCUACACGCCAACGACGACAACACCAUGCCUCAAAAGACCCCCAAGACCUCCUCAGAGGGGAAAGCACGCUCCAAGCACAAGGUUGACAAAGGAGACUACAGCAAAAUGACUGGUUCACAGCUUGGGAUUCCAAUCAAGAAGCAAGAAAAAGUGCGGCCAGAGCCUCAGGUCGAAGCUGAAAAUGAGUGUCUUGGCUCUGGAGACAGCACGGUGACUGUAAUCGAGACCAUCGUCAUAACAGAGAAAGUCACGCCCAAACCUCAGGGGGUGCAGAAGAAGAAAAAGAAGCCUGGGAUGGCCAAGCCAGAGAGUGAACCCCUGGCUGAGGUAGAGAACGGAGCGAGGCCAAAAGCUACCAAGGUCAAAAUUCAGGGUGCUGAGGAUUCACCAACACCAAAACCAUUAAAAACAGUGAAGGAGAAACCAGCACUGCCUCUUAUCUCUAAGAUAAAUGCUAUUAGCACAGACAGCUCCCUCAAGACCACCGGGAUGAAGCAGCUCAAGGAAACUGAGGCAGUGAAUAAACCCAUCACAGCAAAGAUUGGAAAAACACCAUGUGGCCAAGAGUCCCAAAGCACAUGUCUUCCUAAUGUGCUGGAUGAUGAUGUCAUCAAGCGCAGGCGCAUAUCAGAGGAGAAAUCUGAAGCGGCCCCUAUAAGAACUAGACCACAGCUACCUGCAAUAUUCCGGCAGAAGAAAGAGGAGGACGUGCCCUUUAAGAAGGCAUACAGCGACGUGGUCAAGCAGAAGAUUCAAACACAUAAAGAAGCAGUUGUGGUACCCCAUGUGGUAGCUGAGAUCCAGGCAGCUCCAGUACCUGAAGAUCCUCAGAGCAUCUCUUUGUGGUGCCAGUUCAGCCUGGUGGCAGCAGAAUCCUUCAUCUCGUGGACCAAAGAAGGAAAGAUCUUAACAGAGAUGAAGAGGGGUGCGGGGGAUGACAGUCGUGUCACUCUGUCCAUUCUAAAAGCCUGCAGUAAGGACCUGGGGAUGUACCGCUGCACUCUGACCAGUACCGCUGGUACUGUGUCCACCUCAGAAUACCAUCUCACCUCAGAAGUGCUCAUGGAGCUUGUCCUCCCCAGUCAUGACACACCAGCUGAGCGUCACGAGGUGGAAGGGGAUGAGGAGAGUGUGCACUGUGCUCCUCUGCUCUUCAGGAAUGAUAUCCUGACUGAGCAGUACUUUGGUGACAACCAGGCUGCCAGCAUUGUGACAGAAAAGGCCCACUUCGGGGAGGGAAUGCACCGUAAAGCCUUCAGGACCACUCUGAGGGCCGGCAUGGGACCCGCCUUCAACCCUGGACACCCCUGUGUUCUCAAAGUCCACAAUUCCAUCACCUACGGGACCAAAAACAACGAGGAACUCGUCCAGAAAAACUACAACCUGGCUGUGGAGGAGUGUCAUGUGCAAAACACAGCCAGAGAAUACAUCAAGGCCUACACUACUGCAGCCAAAACCACAGAGUCGUUCGGAGAAGUCCCAGAGAUCAUCCCAAUUUACUUGGUCCACCGGCCGUCCAGUGAUAUCCCGUACGCCACCCUGGAGGAGGAGCUGAUUGGGGACUUUGUGAAGUACUCAGUGAAGGAUGGUAAAGAGAUUAAUCUGAUGAGGAGAGAUUCAGAGGCAGGUCAGAAGUGCUGCGCCUUCCAGCACUGGGUGUAUUCUCAGACUGAAGGAAACCUUCUGGUCACAGACAUGCAGGGUGUUGGUAUGAGGCUGACAGACGUUGGUAUCGCCACAUGCAAGAAAGGCUACAAGGGAUUUAAAGGGAACUGCGCCACGACUUUCAUCGACCAGUUCAAGGCCCUGCACCAGUGUAACAGAUUCUGCGAGCUGCUGGGCCUAACGUCCUUACAGCCCAAACCCAAACGGACAGUAGCCCCACCAAAGCCCAAAACACAGCCUGCGCCCAAGAAAAAGACAUGUGGCCCAGUUCUGAAGAGCAAAUCCUGAUUGGAGAGAAGCCCUUAAUGUAGGGCAUUAUGGGUAAGGGGACUCUUACCCUCAAAGCACUGUACAGCUGCAUCGGGGAAUCCUGACUGAGCAAUGCGAUGGUCUUAGAGACGUUUUAAUACGGGAUACAGAAAGCAUGGGACACAGUUUCCUGAAGAUGGAGCCACUGUGACCACUGAGCUACAAAACAAAGACAUUACUGUAUUUUACUUGCAUAGAGUUUCGGGUAAGUGUACCUACAUAGAGGCUUCAUAACACAUUUAUGAGCAUUUAAUAAUGUAUUUAUAAAGCAUAGUGGUAUUUGUUUGUAUUAAUGAUUUUAAGAUCCUCAAACUAAAGUGGUAACACAUUUAAUUUAUAGUGCCUUAAUUAAGCACAAUUAAUUGGUUAUUGGAAAUGUUCUUUCAUGCUUUAAAUUGCUGUUUUUUCUCUCUCACAAACCAUAUUUUUUAGGUUUUAAAUAUGAUAUGUAACACUUAUGCAUGUUAUAUUAAUGCAAUCUCAUUUAUUUAAUCCAAAGUCUUAUGCCAUGUUGCUUGAGUAUUUAUUUAUGAAGCACUAUUUGAAUAUUUUUGAAUUCACAUAGAUACAUUUUAAGAGAGGGAAAACUAUGAUAUAAGGCAUGAAAUAGCAUAUUUAAUACAUAAUAUGUCCAAGAAAUUCUACUUAAUAAAGGUGGUAUUAAUAGUUAAUGUUACCACUUCAUUUUGCAGGCUUCAGAAUCAUCUAUAGAACUGACAUGCAACGUUUGUAAAUGGCUUUGAGAAUAACGCUUCAUAACGCUUCAUUGUUAUAUUAAAUGAAGCAUAUAUAUUUAUUACUUUAGUGUAAAAGCUUCAAAGCACUGGAUAUUUGAAUAAUCAGUAUUGAACCAUUUAAGGUGGUCCUAAUGUUAUGCUUGAUUGUUAUCCAUAGAUUUCUGAAUUAAUAAAUACAUAAAAUAAAUUAAUAUAAAAUGUGAACUUUAUCACUUUCACAGGUUAUAUCUCCAUAUCAUAUAUACAUAAGAUAUACAUAAUCAUAUUACGAGUAUUGACAUAAGCUAUUUAUAAAUAUUUAAAUUGUUGCUUUCUACAUACAUUAUUUAAUGCUUAUGAAUGUGCUAUAAACUAUCGAUGUAGUUAGAAUUUAAAUGUGUUUAAAUGUUACCGAGUUACAUGGUUUGCUGUGCAUACCCAGUAUUCAGGGAAAUUAAUGUCACAGAAAUGACGUGAAAGUACCUGUUAAGUAGAGUGUCAUCAGAUACAGUCAAACAGCAAAAUUGUUUUUGCCACUUUUGCAAUUUGAUGUACAUAGUAUACUUUAUUGCAUAAACUUAAAAAAUGUGUUAUUUUCACUGUUAUUUUGACUUAAAUAGUAACUUACGAUAUAAUGCUGACACUUCAAUGCAACUUAAAACACAUUGUAUCUCUAAUGCUAUAGUGUAGGAUUGGAUUAAGCAAGUGAAGUAAACUUUUGUGUUUAAACUGUAUAACCCUUACACACUGUAACCUGAACAGCUGCAUCGGGAGAAUGUAAAAAUUUGUACUGUAACAGAAACUUAAAUAUUGUUUAUAUUUUUUGAUUGUUUAGAAGGAGGUGUACAUAUUUUUGUAAUGCCUACAUAGUCAUCUCAAAAAUGUCUUUGAUUUUCUUUCUUUUUUAUAAUACUUUUUGUUUGUUUUACCUCUCUUUUUAUGUAUUUGAGAGAUAUUGCCAGUGUACUGAGAUGCACCAUGUUUUAUCUGAAAGCUCAUUUUUUAAAGGAGCUGGUUGAACCUAUUAAAAGACAUUAUUACAGAUGUAUUAAUCAGCUAUUUUUGUAGUAUAAAAUGGAUAUCUGUUUGGUGCAAUUGAAAAUUUUAAUGCUUACCUGUGGCCUGUCUGAACAAGUCACAGAUUAUUAUAGAAAAAAUGGAUAAUAAAUGGCCCCAUAAAUAAAUUACUAAAUAAAUAAGCAA
Astyanax mexicanus (Mexican tetra) is the source of this 9943-nucleotide messenger RNA. It is a transcript of the gene alpk2, whose product is annotated as alpha-kinase 2. The transcript has 11 exons. Lineage: Eukaryota; Metazoa; Chordata; Actinopteri; Characiformes; Acestrorhamphidae. The coding region runs from base 27 to 8003 and encodes 2658 amino acids. Gene Ontology annotation, biological process: protein phosphorylation. Gene Ontology annotation, molecular function: ATP binding; protein serine/threonine kinase activity. The record is from RefSeq and is a predicted model, not a curated record.